AUGAACCAAAGCCGGCAAGCCAAGAACCUGAUCGUUCUUAUCGCCAUGGAAGCAAGGGCUCCCAACAACGAGAAGUUGCGGAGCCAGAUUGAAAGUCUCAUGACGAACGUCAGGGAGAUCAGGUUUUACGAGCAUCCCGCAGGCAUCCCUGGUGACCUGCCUGGAGCUGCAAGCAACUGCAGCUACGCCAUGGGCGAAUUCCGACAGGAGCUUUUCUCUGACUGUGUGAACUUCGCAGAUUGGGGCUUCGUGAAAUUGGAUGCACAGGUCAUUCCUCAUCCUCGGUUCUUCUGCGCAUUGGCGCAGGAGUUGGAUGCUUGGAAACAUCAUCGCAGAGCGGUGACAUGGACGCCACCUGUCGUGCACGCCAUCCAUUCCAAUGCGGCAUAUGGCAUCGGCUCAGCAUAUGCUCUCAUGAUUGAGACCGAGACCAUGGGUAGCUUGUACUGGCUGAACUUCUACCCCUUUGGGCAGUAUGGGAUGCCGUUGGAACAGUACUUCCGUGCAGGGACUCACCACCCUUCCUACGUACCGGAAGAUGAGCUAACGAUGGACCAGUGCAAGUGGACAAAUCAAUAUGUUCCCCUCGAGUCUUUGUGGGUGCCAGUUAUCAAAGCUCCGCCCAUGGGCAACAGCUUCUGGGAGGCCUUUGAGGAGACUGUAGUGCAGCAGCGCCGAUUCUUUGGUGGAUCCCUUUGGGCGCUUCCGUUGAGGGCCUUCUAUGCACCGGGAUCCAUGCUGUGGAAAGCUCUCGAUUUGGCAGUUGCGCUGGUGAUUCGAGUGUAUCCCCAGCUGGGGUUCCUACCUGCAGGGAUCAUCGCCUACAGCUUGCAGGUCGCAGGGAUCAUUGAGAUGCCAUCAAGCUCGGCCCUCGUGGAAUCAUUUCUUCCACUAGUACUGCAGGUUGCAUUGGUAUGCGUGCUGCUCCCCAUGUUGCAGAAUAUGAUUAUCACAACAAUGCAUGCGGGAGAAGUGUUUUCCAUCCACUCGAUUGUCUUUCGGGCGGUGGCAGGUUGUGUGCAAAACGCUCUCAUCACACCAGCAAUGUGGCUCUUGACGUGCCAAAUCAUGAUACAAGGACGCCAUGCUCAGAGCUAUCGACCUCGAAAGAAGUUUGCACAGGUCACCAGCGGCAAAGAUGGAACUACCAAGGCGGCACAACCUCGCACAUCCACGGGUGGUGAGAUUUCGGAAGAUGACCAGCGGUUGCCACUCCACAUGAACAUUAUCUAG
Messenger RNA from Symbiodinium natans, 1233 nucleotides. The record is from the annotation of a GenBank genome assembly. NCBI's taxonomy places the organism in Eukaryota, Dinophyceae, Suessiales, Symbiodiniaceae.